Molecule: messenger RNA, 273 nt
Organism: Agelaius phoeniceus (red-winged blackbird)
Lineage: Eukaryota; Metazoa; Chordata; Aves; Passeriformes; Icteridae
Product: small integral membrane protein 35-like
Source: RefSeq, a predicted model, not a curated record
AUGGACCCCCGCACAGGACAAGAGCCCGUCAGGGUGAUCGGGGUUGUCUUGGGCAUCGGGCUGGCCCUGCUGAUCCAGGCCAGCUUUGGCUACACCUUCAUCCGCUGGUACCGGCGGGGCCACUGCCAGCGCCGGCCUGACUUUGUCUUCAGCCUCUACCACUCACGCGGGCUGGGCUCAGUGGCACUGGAGCUGGUGCCACCCUUCAGCAUCAGUGGCUCGCUGGGCACCUCGGGCAGUGGCUACGAGCCCUUCCACAGCCAGAGGCCGUGA